This is a messenger RNA of Mustela erminea (ermine), 5020 nucleotides long. RefSeq names its product 60S ribosomal protein L37-like. Bases 4207 to 4485 code for a protein of 92 amino acids. The transcript has a single exon. Gene Ontology annotation, cellular component: cytosolic large ribosomal subunit; ribosome. The record is from RefSeq and is a predicted model, not a curated record. Gene Ontology annotation, biological process: translation. Gene Ontology annotation, molecular function: RNA binding; structural constituent of ribosome. Lineage: Eukaryota; Metazoa; Chordata; Mammalia; Carnivora; Mustelidae.
UGAAAUAUUUGUUUUCUCUUACAUGUAGUGUUACAAACAAUUCAAAUGUUAUCACUAUAUGUGUGUGUGUGUAUAUAUAUAUAUAUACACGUGUAUAUAUAUAUAUGUGUGUGUGUGUAUAUAUAUGUGUGUGUAUCAUUGGAGGGUGCUGAAUCCCUUGCAUUUCUCCUUCUUUAGCACAUUGCUGAAAUUGUAAAGAUUUUGAACGUUAAUGUUAUGUGGGAAAGAUGCUGACUGAGACCUCAUAUGCUGAGCACAGGCCAACAUCCUGACCCACAUAAUCUCAUGUGGUCUCUACCCCAAUGCUGUGAGCAUGGUGGUCUCUGUACCCUUUUAACAAGGGUUCACACUGACAUGACCAUAAAGUGAACCUCCCACUUGAGGUCCCAGGUAUCUUUCCAAAUAAGAGGAUUUUGGUAAUCUGACUGGAAGCCAAGGAGACAGGCUUGCUUGACCACUGCAGAUAAGACGUGUGGGCAAUGGACACUAAUCCUGUGUUAAUUUGAAAAGGGCAUAGACACCCUAGUGUAUCUAACGAGGUGGGCUAAGUUUAGAGUACUGUGGAGCGUGUAAACCAGAAUUUAAGAGGAUCAAAAUAAAACUCUAAAUAUUUAUUGCCUUUUCUUUUCAAGGCCUAGUUAAACAUGAUACACAGUGGCUCCCUUCAAACUAUGGAAUACUCAAUACCAGUCAUGUUCUUUAGAGUCUUUUUUACCUAUUUGUGUUUUGAUUGUACAUAGGCACUUAUUUGCUGAUGAGAGCCAAUAAACUGUUUGAAAAUUGGAGAAUCUAGUUCAAAGGAUGGCAUGAAAAGGGGCUUUCUAAACCUGAUUAAAAUCCAAGCAUCCAUGAAGCUUUAGACUGAUUGGUUGGAUUCUGUCUCAUUGUAAACCUACUUUAGCCAAGGAAACCUAAGGAGUGGAGACAGGCAUUUGUAUAAUCAUCAGUAUAUACCCCUUUUACCUUUCAUAUUGAGCUCAAUGAAAAAGACUAGCCAGUUUUGUUAGAAUUGGGACAUCUAAUACUGGGCAGGAUACAUUUAGGUAGGAGCCUCUUGGAAAAGCUUUUGGCAACAUUGAUUCAAAAAUUGAAAGUUCAUGAGAAUUUUGGUUCAUUCUGUUGCUUCUCUGAAAAUGCAGUGGGGAAUUAUAUUCACAUAUAAAUGAGCAGAAGAGGGCAUCCAAGAGAGUAUCUUUCAUUCAGGAUUUGUAGAGUUGAGAGGUAGAAAGGGACCAGAAGGACCCUCUAGAGGUAAAUAAUGGGAUGUCCUGUUAUUCAGCUGUGGGAGGGAAUAUACAUGCCUGCCAUAGAAAGAAUGAGAUGGUGGUCCUCAUGGGUCUGAAUCCCUGGGAGAAGUGUGUCCUCUUUUGAGGGGAAACGAGCAGAAAGUUUCCUGAACGGCUGAAGUUUGAUGACUCUCCUUCAAUAUGAAACCAGAAAGAAAUAUCUGGGUGGAUACAUGUACACCUCUGUGUAAGUACACAUGUAGACUGAGGUAGAAACAGACAUUUUACUGUCCACCUACACAGUUGUUUGCUGUCAAGCAUGGGACAAUCUUUUGAGGAUGAAAAGGAUAACAUGAGAUUGUUACUUGCUUUUCUUCGGAGGCCAGUGGAGGCUCUGUAGAAUUUUGCUUGAUUUUCUCAAUUGAUUUGAAAGAUUUCUAAUAGCCUUCAGUCACAUGGGGCCUCUGGAGCAAUACAUCAAUGUGUAGAUCAAGAGGGGAAAAAACCGAAAAAGGAAAAAAAAAAAACAAAUGAAAACGUGAUUUGUCUGGAUUUGUCUGGAUUUGUCUCAGCCAGAACAAUGUAGGGGCAGCUGGGGAAUUGGGAGGUGGAUGCACCAGCAGAAUGCAUUUCCUUCUGAUUAUAUUGUCUUCAGACACUUUUACCUGGCCAGUGUGUUCCUUCAGUACACGAUGGAGAUUAUCCCCCCUUGCAUCUGCCACAGUCAUGAAAAGUGGAUUCUAGAGGUGUACCUGGUAUCAGGUGAGUCUUCAUCAUAUAGCAUGUGUCCAUUGCUCAGAAACAGGACCAAAGGCUUGUGCCUUCAUAUGAAAUGCUUCACGCUGAAACGCACAAAUUCUCACAAGCAUACAGAAAUCAUAUGUGUUUUUCAUUAAAAACCUUCUUAUGGGAAGCAUUGGGAAAAUGAGUAUAGGCCCAGAUACAAGGAUAGGUGUCUUUAGAAUACCAUGUAGUACCAUUUCUGACCAAUAUAUAAUAAUCCAUAUCUGAAAACUAUGAACAGUCACAUAACAUAAACCACAUUAACAGGAUUAUUGUAUUGCGAACUAGAGAUUUACCUUACUGGACCUCUCUUGGUGCCUGUGGACCAACUCUCUUUGUAUCAGACAACAUGAGACCUCAUGGUCAGGAUGUUUUUGGAGGAGAUGGCAGAUGUGGAGUGCUAAAGAAAUAACAGAUAAUUUUCAGAUCCACUGCUAGGGUGCCUAGAUGGGGAGUCAUUGCUUUUGUGUCCAAAGGCAGUCUGAGAAGAUAAUACAGAGACCAGGCAUUGCAGGAUGGAGCGCCAGCUUUUGAGACCUUUACCCCUUUACCCUAAAGUGGCCAAGAUGGUGAGCCACCUUGUGUUAGCCAGACUGAGCAUAAGUUGGAGUUUUUUCCUUGGGGAAGGGGGGAGGGAGAGGACGUGGGGUAGAGAGGCAUAUUGGCAUUUCUGGUGCAGUACUGCCACCAAGAGGAAAUACUUUGCAAAUCCCACCAACCACGUACCAUCACUUCCUGGGGGAGGAGUAACAAGGGUGAAGUAGGAAACAAGGAAGUGUGUCCCUAGGAGGUCAGGAGACCCACUAGGCCGGGGGGGUAAGUAUGACCCAAGACCAAAUUAGGUUGGGGAAGCUCCAGAGACUGGCACUGUGAUAAGGAUCAUGGUCUAGAAGACCGGUGGGUCUGGCACAGGAAACCAAGGCUUGGCACCCUAGUGGUGAAUAUGUCUGGACAGAAGUAGAGGAAACCCUCAGGAGCCGCAACCAGAAGGCUAUAGGCCUUUGGCAAUGUGCCCCUUCCUUUUGGAGCAAGAGCAGGUUUGGCCUAGACAGACCAGGGCCCUGAAAGCCUCUGUUGGGCUGAGUAAAGCCCAGCCAAACACUACUGUGGGGACUGGAGGGCUGCUACCAUUGGCAGUCCUAGAGACAGGGCAGUGACCUUCUUCUGUCCAGCUCAGAGAUGAGAUGUGGAGCCUGGCUACCUUGUGCUAAAGGGUGUGAUGCCCAGUGAAAUCAAGCAAGCAGAGUCUAGAAGGGACCAGCCCACACCAGGAAAAAGAAGCCAGGCUGAAGGAGCCCUUUGCCUGAGUUAAAAGAAUCUGAUCAGCAACUGUGGUGUCAUUUGCUAAAGUCUCUAGGAUCCAGGACUCACAGACCCAUCUUUUGGCUUAGCAGAGCAUUGCAGAUUCCCUAGCCAGUAAUUUGCAGUCUUUGGCACUCUUGGCCACCUUCCCCAAGAAUCCCUGAGACUCACUUCAGUGAUAAGAAGGAAUGGCUUUGGCUUCCAUUCGCUCUUGGAUCUCUAAGGUCUCAACCCCACUCUUGCCCCCAAAGCUGGGGAAUCAAGAGGUCUGAAGAUGGUGCUUAAAGUCACAGCUGUUGGGUUGAGAGACACUCGCCCUUCCCUCAUAUCCAUCGUAGAUCAUCGUUCCUUGAGGAACAAGGCACAUACUUUUAGCAUACAGCAAUUCAUUUUAGGCUUCAGCUGUUCUGAUAGCGACUUCUAGAAGAACCUCUGGGAUAGCUCAUGCUCUUUGCCUAUCUUUUACCUUCUGAGGAGGGUGUUCUGGGAGCAAGUUUCCAGGCUCAGCUCUUCCCAACACACAUACUCCUUGAUUUCACCCCUCCUGGAAGGGUGUUGGGAAAUCCACUCUCUGCCCCUUCAUUUUAUACCUGUGGACUUACGUAGGCGUAGCCUUUUGGGGUUGAACUUUUUCCUGAGCUCCCAGGGCCAGGUCCUGACCACAUGGUCUGAUUGUUCCCCGGACCAAGGUGGUCUCGGUGUAUCCCUCUGGCCACCUACAGAACAUGGACCCUGUACAGGAAAUCCCAGGAGAGUCCCCAAACAAGAGGACCCAGGCCAUAUACUCAUACACUGAGAGGAAAGUUGAAGAAUUGGGUGCUUCUGAGCUGUGACGUUCCCAAGCAGUAGUGCAGAAAACAGACCUGGGUUCUUUGGGGUCUGCCGCAGAAACGAGAUGAUGAAGGAGACGUCAUUGUUUGGAAAGCAUUGCAAUAAGAGCUGCUGUGGCUUGAAGGCCUGCCACCUUCAGAAGUCUCCCUGUGCAAAAUGUAGCUAUCCUGCCAAGCACAAGAGAAAGUAUAACUGCAGUGCCAAGGCUAAAAGAAGAAACACCACUGGGACCGGUCGAAUGAGGGACUUAAAAAUUGUAUACCGCAGAUUAAGACUUGGAUUCCAUGAAGGAGCAAUACCUAAGCCCGAGAGGGUAGCUGUUGCAGCAUCCAGUUCAUCUUAAGGAUUUCAGCGAUUAGUCUCACAAUAAACAUUCUGUUUUUCUUUUUGUUUUUAAAAACAACAACAACAAAAACAACAAAGAAACCAGAUCUGGGUCCCUUCAUUCUGGAGGAGGAUGUCCAUCUCAGUAUAUUGAUCCCAUCCUGUUUCAUUCUCUAUCUACACCCUCUGUUGGAUGAAAUAAGUAGGGCUUUCUGGGAUACUUUGGGGCUUGAAACCCAGAUUCUCUUUAUAGAGGGAGCAAAGUAAACAAAACACAUUUCUAACUCAAACCUGCAGUUUACCUGCAUUACUCUUUGGGUCUAGUACCAAAUAAUCAGGAAAAUUUCCAUCCUGUCUGCAAGAUGCUUGCCCCCACCAAGGGGUGGCACCUGAGCUUGGGAGCCUCUGGUUCUGGGUUCCUCAUGGCUCUGAGACCCCAGGGACCUUGCCAGCUGAGCAUGUCAUGAACCAAGGGGAAGGAUCUAUAGGCCAGAUGUCCUGGAAUGGAGCUUUGCUCCCGGUUCCGUAAUAUGGCCGCUGGAGGCCAGCAUCCU